This is a messenger RNA of Zingiber officinale, 2443 nucleotides long. RefSeq names its product indole-3-pyruvate monooxygenase YUCCA1-like. The record is from RefSeq and is a predicted model, not a curated record. Bases 744 to 2060 code for a protein of 438 amino acids. NCBI's taxonomy places the organism in Eukaryota, Viridiplantae, Streptophyta, Magnoliopsida, Zingiberales, Zingiberaceae. Gene Ontology annotation, molecular function: monooxygenase activity; flavin adenine dinucleotide binding. The transcript has 4 exons.
CGAUUUGUUGGACUACAAUGUGCUCAUCAAAGGAGGAGGGGAUAUGGGGUUAUAUGAAGAAAUAGUCGUUUCACCGAGGGCUCUUCAGACUCGAUCGAGCUCAAGUGCAUUUGGUGGGACCGGGGGUUGGGGAAGUGCAGGAAUGUUGUGGAUUCAGAUUUUAUCUGAAGAAAAAGCAUUUUAGAAAGGAACAGUUGGUAAUGAAGGUGAUCAUUAAUGACAAGUGUUAGCCGAUCUCCUCUAAAUUUACUUUCCCAUUUCAGAUUAUAGUUUGCAAUUAGUUUGGUCCCUCACAGGCUGACAGUCUGCUUCGGAAGCUCCUUCAUCUUUUUGACGUCUGGUAUUAUUCCUCUGUUUUGUUUUUUAGUCUCUUUAUUCCAAUGCAAGCGCCAAAUUGCGAUCGGCCUGUACCUUGGCCAGUUCUAAUUAGAACUACUCUUUCUUGCCCAUAAUGGAAGAACAGCAGUCCGGCUGCAAUUGUCGAAUUCGCGGAAAACAAUCCCUUGGAAUAAAAUCUCUCCCUUGUACGCCGCUCGGUAUCAUCUCGAUUGACCUCUCUUCCAAAUGUCUUGAGAGGAACGUUUGGGCGGGCGCAUAGCCUUUUGCCACGUAAUGGAAGAACAGCAGCCCCUUUCCUGCCUCUGCUAUAUAUAGACAUGUGAACAGUAGUCCGGCAGCGGCCGCAAACUGACCCACAGAUCUCUGCUUCGUCGUUUCUGGGAAUACAAUCAAUCUCCUUGUGCAUGCAAGAUCGAGUCGUGGUUUGGGGCAUUUAUAUGACGGGGUUGCUGAGCGGCGAGGGAGGGGAUGAGGAGCAGCUGCGGCCGCCGCCGGUGCUGCAGGUGAAGGUGUAUGGCUCGGCCGUGGAGUCGAGUGUGAAGCGGGCGUGGUUCGCGGGUCUGCUGAUCGUGGGGGCGGGGCCAGCGGGGCUGGCCACCGCCGCGUGCCUCAAGGCCAGAGGCGUCCCGGCGCUGGUCCUGGAGAGGGAGCGCUGCGCCGCGUCGUCGUGGAAGCUGCGCACCUACGAGCGCCUCCGACUCCACCUACCGAAGAAGUACUGCGCGCUGCCGCUGAUGCCCUUCCCGAAGGAGCUUCCCGAGUACCCCACACGGCAGCAGUUCGUCGACUACCUCGACUGCUACGUCGAUCGCUUCGCCCUCGCGCCGCUCUACGGCGUCGAGGUCGCGCAAGCGGAGUACGAUCCGUCCCUGGGCUUCUGGCGCGUCCGUGCCGCCGCCGCCGGCUUCGCCGGAGGCAGCGGCGGCGGAGUGGAGUUCGUGUCGAGGUGGUUGGUGGUGGCGACGGGCGAGAAUGCGGAGGCGGUGUGGCCGGAGACCAUCGGAGUGGCGGCGUUCCACGGCAAGGUGCUGCACACCAGCUGCUACGACAAGGGGGACGAGCACCGUGGCGAACGGGUCCUCGUGGUGGGCUGCGGCAACUCCGGCAUGGAGGUCGCCUUGGACCUCUGCGACAACGAUGCCAAGUUGCACAUAUUGCCGAGGGACAUAUUUGGAAUCUCCACCUUCGGGCUUUCCAUGUUCCUGCUCAAGUGGCUUCCGGUUAAAGCGGCAGACGCCCUCCUCCUUUCGAUCGCCAGACUCGUCUUGGGCGACACCGGUAAGUACGGGAUCGCGCGGCCAUCGCGCGGCCCCCUAGAGCUCAAAACCGCCACCGGCAAGACUCCAGUGCUCGACGUCGGCACCUUCGCCAAGAUCAAGAGCGGCCAAAUCAAGGGUUUUGUGCAGGUGGUCCCUGAUGUGAACCAGUACACAAGCAGAGGGGCAGAAUUUGUGGAUGGUACACACCGGGAAUUUGACUCCAUCAUCUUGGCGACAGGCUACAAGAGCAAUGUCACUUCUUGGCUCAAGGAGGAGGAUUUCUUCAGCAAGAAAGAUGGCUUUCCUAAGACUGCCUUCCCUCAUAAUUGGAAAGGAAAGAAUGGACUCUAUGCUACUGGUUUCACAAGGAGAGGGUUGUUGGGAGCUUCCAUGGAUGCCCACAAGAUAGCAGAGGAUAUAGCCAGCCAAUGGAAUACCAAGGCCAAUCCCUUGGAGCUGUAAAAAUAUCAGGCACAAGUUCCCCCCAAACCCUGAUACACUCUAUUGAUCAUUUUUGUUGUGGUACAACUGGGAAUUGGCCUUCCUUUGUUUAUGGGUCUGGAUACAGGUAUUAAAAAGAAACAAAAUUAAGUCUCCUAGGCCAGUGAAUUAUUUUUUUUGUGAGUUCUUUGUAUAGCCAACUCACUAAAAGGUUGGACUCUAGAUAACUUGCAGCUCGCACUUAGACGACAAAUCAAUCUAGAAAACUGAGUAGUUGGGUAGUGUGUAUACACUUCCAAAUCAAAUAUUGUUGCUUGUAACUAAGUGUUCACCCCCAGUUUCUUUAUAUUUAUAACUUGUACAAAUUUCUUUUGCAAACUAAGAUGCUGUUGUCAUAAGUAUAA